Molecule: messenger RNA, 1795 nt
Organism: [Torrubiella] hemipterigena
Lineage: Eukaryota; Fungi; Ascomycota; Sordariomycetes; Hypocreales; Clavicipitaceae
Source: the annotation of a GenBank genome assembly
AUGCAUGUUGUUGGGGAAGAGGGGAAGCUCAAGCGAAAAAAAAAAUCACUCAUCCUCGUACACAUCAUGAUGGGCAUUCAAAGAGUCCUCACGAAAAAACAGCCGGCGAAAAUGCCACCAAUUGCGCCCACGGCAAUGUGUACCAUCCCCAUGGGCCAUCGUGGUCAUCUAGGACAGGAGCAGGAGGCCAAGCUUCGUGCUCUCUGGGCCAUUGGCUUCAAGUUUAUCGACAUUUGUGAGGGCAACGAUAAAGACUCGUCUUACAAGACACUAGAGGAGAAAUAUGUACCCCCUGCGAAGCAAGCCUGCAACAUUGGCAAACACAAGACCAAGACGAGCCAUACACAUGAUAAGUAUCCCAUGCUGGUGGAUGAGCUGCUUGCCAUUCUCCCGACAGAAGAGCGCAACCCCAAGAAGCUGGCCAAGAAGGCUGUUGAGGCGUUAGACAACUGGACGCCAGACAUGUACCACUUGCUUAUUGAGCACUGCGUGCGCUACGAACAUCCCGAUGCACUCGCACUUCGCUUCCUCCGUGCCUGUGACUGGGACAUCAUUGCAGCCACUACCAUGUUGGGCAAGUCUAUCUACUGGCGCACCAUGGAGGCUGUGGUGGAAGAUGAUAUCCUCAAGCGAGGAGAGGGCGGUGCCUCAGAGGACGAAAAGAAUGGCCAGGGUGUCGCCAGACAUCAUGGUACUGAGUUCCUCAACCAGCUUCGAACAGGCAAGGCCUUUAUCCACGGCACCGAUCUUAAAGGCCGUCCCAUUGUACACAUUCGAGUCCGUACACACCAUGCUUCAGACCAGACUCCCGAAACUCUUGAGCGAUUUGCCAUUUACGUGUUUGAGAUGGCCCGCCUCGCUCUGCGCAGCCCUGUCGAGACUGGUACUAUCCUCAUCGAUAUGAGUGGCCUCCGCCCUGGAAACAUUGAUCUGUCACCCCUCAAAAUCAUCAUCAAGUGCAUUGAGGAAAACUACCCCGAGUCCAUUGGCCUCAUCCUCGUGCACAAUGCCCCCUUUGGAACCAGAGCCCUCUGGAAGAUGAUCAAGUCCUGGGUCAACCCGUACCUUGCCUCCAAAUUUAAGUUCACAUCCAGCGCCAAGAAGCUGCAGAAAUACAUUGCCGCCGACCAAAUCAUCAAAGAGCUCGGCGGCAAAUCAGACUGGGAGUACAGUUAUGAUGAGCCCCAUCCAGCCGAGAACAUCCUCAUGGAAGACACCGCAACGCGUGAGCGCAUCCUUGAGCACCGACGCUUCUUAGUUUCUCAGUUUGAAAACACCACGAGAGAAUGGAUCAUGACUGCGCAGCGCAGCGACCGCGCCUUUUCGGUCUCGAUGCGCCGCGACGCCAUUGCCCAGGAUCUCAUCGCCAACUACUGGAAUCUCGAUCCCUAUGUGCGCGCCCGCUCCAUAUACGAUCGCCAGGGCUACUUCCGCGGUGCCGAUGGCGUCAAGUGGACUCCAGACACCAUGGAGAUGGAGUGGAUGGGCGUUGUGAAGCGCAUGGACAGUGUUGGCACGGCGAGUGCUAGUAACGUGGACGAUCCGGCUGACGACUCGUCCGUGUACUCGUACGACACGGAUUAAAGGGUUUCGAUUACUUUGGGAGUUUUUGCGCGGGACUGGGAAACAUGAUUAAUUAUGUUACGUAUUUUAUGCUUUAUGACGUGUACAGCAUCGUCGCCCAAAGGAGAGGGUUUGCGAGUCGGAGCUGGGCUGGCUUGCUGGUGAGGAGGUGGCGGUGAUGGUGUGCAUAAAUACCCCUUUGCUUUACGUGUACGAUUGAAUAGCUAGCCAC